Molecule: messenger RNA, 3603 nt
Organism: Zygotorulaspora mrakii
Lineage: Eukaryota; Fungi; Ascomycota; Saccharomycetes; Saccharomycetales; Saccharomycetaceae
Exons: 1
Coding region: 1-3603 (1200 amino acids)
Source: RefSeq, a predicted model, not a curated record
AUGACUGGCUCAUCGGUGACUAGCUCCAAGAAACCCAGUGUUCUCAGGCGCGGGUUUGAACUUUGGCAGCAUUAUUUUCCUUGUGAUAAGAUAUUGGCUCGAAGAAUAGCGAAAUCCACAAUAAACUCCACGGUGGCCUUUAUCUUCUGUCUUAUACCUAAAGUCAGGGAGAGGAUAGGUACAGAACCAGCGAUGCUGCCGCUCAUUUCAGUUAUGGUUCAUCCUGGGAGACGCGUAAGUGGUACCAUACAGGGCGCUAUUUACUGUCUCACAGGGUUGGUUUUUGGAUUAGCUUAUUCCUUGCUUGGGAGGUUUUUGGCUCAACGAUGUUUGGGCAGUACUUGGCAUACGUUGACGGAAUUACAGCAAUAUGCCGUGCAUUACAGAGGAUACGAGGCGGGCUUAGCAAUAAUGGCAGUUUUCGAGACGCUGAUGCUUUUUUUUCACGGUUGGAUGAGAUCGGUAUCUCAUCACUAUUUUGGUAUCGUCUUUCCCCUUUUUCUGGUGGUUCAUUUCACCUUCAUGGCACCGCUCACUGAAUCAGCAGCUGUCAUUGCGGACUCCUUCAGUACCCCUUUUUAUUUAGGCAUUGCCAUGUCGAUUUUUUGGAAUUUAACUUUGUUCCCUGAGUUUGGAAGUACUUUUUUGGGUAAUCAAACCGUUGGAACUUUUAAUGACAUCCACAAAGCAAUUGACGAUUCGAUUAAUUUCUUCAUUUCUUUGAAUUGCACGGGAAAUGACUCCUUAUACUCGGAACCACCCGUUUCACUUUCCAAAUUGCUGAAGAUGAAGACUGCUAUUGAUAAGAAAAUCGGCAACUGUCUCAUUGUUUUAGAAGAAUGCAUCUACGAAAUAUCCUAUUCGUAUCUUUCACCAACACAGCUGAAGCCAAUUAUAAAACUACUAGAACCGUUAGGCAUGUACAUUAAUGGUUUAGUCAACGCCUGUCAACUAGAAUUUGUGUUACUAGGCAAGCAGCAAUAUAUGGAGGGUGAUAUAAUGGCCAUUCAUACAGACAAAGAGAUUGUUUAUGCAGAUGCCGAUAAUCUCGUCAAAAUUUUGGACAGACUGAGGGCACCCAUCUAUGGAUUGCAUAAAUCUCUCAGUGAAUGCAUAUACUUGGUGAAAUUAAUCAUAUCAUAUGCAUAUGACGUUGAUCUGGAUAAAGUCAAAUUGCCUAUAAUUUUCCCGGAUGGAGAUUUUGUCGCAUAUGAGCACAAGAAAGAUUUACCCAAGGACUUCGAUCUUGAGGAUAGAAUUAUCAAACUGACCGAAGCAUUGAUAGAAUUUGAUCUAAAUUUUAGAGAAGAGAUGAUUGGACUAGAUAUUGAUGUCACAUCUACCAGUGAUGAAAUGUUCUUGCUUUCCUCGUUUCUGAUGAAUUUUAAGGAAUGUACAAACUCCGUUAUUGAGAUUAUGAAGGACGUCAAUGAUGUUUACAAAAUUAGGAAAACAAGGGAAAGCAAAGGAUGGUUGCGUGGAAAAUCAUUUUGGCUGAUUUUUCUAAAAAACUAUGGCUCGUUCAAAACAUGGUUCAAGGGCAGUCAUUACAGGACCAACGUCAUUACGGAAAAUGAAAGUUUGAAAGGUACCAUCGAUGGCGAUCAAUAUGGAAAAUUGGGUGUUUUGGCAGUCAGAAGGCCCUCUCAAGAGGAAGAUGAAUUGUUAUCUCAGAAAAUGGAAACAAACCUUGAUGCUGAUGGUAAGCAGGGUAUCGGUGGUCUUCCAAUCACCAAGCAGCACGCUGAAUCGUCGACAUAUUUGAGCAACCAAAAAAAUGCAGGUUUCGCUGAGCGGUCUUCGCUUUAUCUAACACGGACUUUGCUUUGGUGGGAUCAAUUCUGUAAGAAAAAUUCCAGUCAUUUCAGAUUUGGGUUUCAGGUAGCCAUUGCAUUGAUGCUCGCCUCGUUCCCUAUGUUUAUUCCUAAAACAAGACACUGGUAUGUACAAUACCGUGGUACAUGGAUUGGUUUCGUUUGCAUUUUGUGCCUCGAACCCUCUGUGGGGGGAACGUUUUGGGUUUUCUUUUUGCGUGCAGUUGGUGUUAUCAUUGGGGCAGCAUGGGGUUAUCUUUCUUAUGUUGCUGGUGUGCACCAAACCAAUCCUUAUUUGGAGACUGUUAUUACAAUAUUUGGCGCUGUCCCUGGAUUCUACUUUCUUCUGGGAACCCCUUACGUUAAGGCGGCAAUUAUCCAAAUCAUUAGUAUUUACAUUGUGAUGCUUGCAGCUAUCUUGCCAUCUCCUAUAGCUGGUGGCAUAUUAUCAAGUUUUGCCAAAAGAUGUCUUGCUGUCGGUUACGGUGGAGGUGUUGCCCUCAUUGUUCAGGUGUGCUUCUUUCCAAUCAAAGCUCGUGAGCAAUUGAAUCAAGAAAUCGCAUUUGUAUGUGGAUGUAUCUCAGAAAUGGAGCUUCUAUACGCUACUGGCCUCGAGGGUGAAACGGUCAAGGUUUCUUUAUCCGAAGAGAAAUAUUCCCAGUUCGCAAGAAUUUCACGAAGCGCCAAGGCUGCACUGGCGAGAGCAGAUGCUUAUAAAGGUCUAACUAGACAAGAGCCUAGAUUGAAGGGUGAAUAUACGCAAUUGGAGAGCGUGUUCACUCAAAUUAUUUUCGUGCAAAGGCAAAUUGUAGAUAGAAUGGAUAAUGCAGCAUUGUUGCGGAAACAGUACGGUAGCGGGGUGAUUGAAGAAAUGAAUGACGUAGUGUUUCCCUAUAGGAGGCAAAUGGUUGCAAGUUUUUCCUGCUUAAUGCGAGCUAUGCAGGAAGCUUUUCUAAAUAAAACACCACUUCCUCAAUUUCUACCCAGCGCCAGAAUAGCGCAGAGAAGACUUAUUAAUAUCGUUAGCAGAGUGCUGCGUAAUAGAUACAAAAGUCGUUUGGAUUCAUUGAGACCAAAACCAGUAUCAGAUGUAUUUCGCGACGAUGAAGAUAGUGAUAUCGACGAGGGCAUCCUCCUAAAGAGCAGACGAGACAGUUCUAGAGUUAUAUUACGUCCUCAUGAGUAUACACUAAAAGAGAAAUUUCUUAGUUGGAGUGCUUCAAGUUCUGCUGCUGAAGAAAUCAUUGAAUACAUUGAAGAAUUGUUAGAUCUAACAAAAAUUCUGAUUGGUAUAAAUGAAUUUAAAUACGGUUUUUUAUCACGGCCGCUAUAUGAGGACUGGGCGGCAGAGGCAGCAAGAGGUUUUGACGAAUUCAUCAAGGGAAAAAAGCCAGAUAAGGCUACAAAAGACCACAGAUCUUUUGACUUGAAUCCUGCAAUUUCAGAAGGUGAGGAAUCUAUGACUGGAAGUUCCAUUUCUACGGCUGGUUACGAACAGCCUGUCGAAUAUAACUCGGAAGCAGCAGGGGAUAAUACAGUGAAUUUGGCUCGUAUUGCAUCACAUAAAGCAGGUCAAAAUAAUGAUGGAUUGCCUGAGAAGUUUAGAAAAAGAGCGUUCUCUAUAGGAUCGAUAAUGCGCGAUGGUUUGUACAAGAGUAAAACUUUGGGUGAUGCCGACUCCAGCUAUUAUAAUGAAGACGAUGAUACUUCCGACGAAGACCUUCCCCUUGCUUUAAAAAGAAUCGUAAGCCAAAAAAGUCACAGCAGCAAGAAAAAUCCAUCUCAAUGA